UGCCUGACGCGCGAGGCCCAGCUCCACUUUUCGCCCCGCGUCUCCUCCUGCCGAUCUCCUCCUCCCCCAACUUCUCCAACUCCCUCGCUCCACUCACGAGCCCCCGACUCCGCUCCUCACGGCCCGCGCCCGCCACUUUCCGUCCUGUCCCGAAGGUGGGAGCGCGUCCGCCCUGUCCGCACCAUGGCACGGUUCGGCUUGCCCGCCCUUCUCUGCACCCUGGCCGUGCUCAGCGCCGCGCUCCUGGCUGCCGAGCUCAAGUCGAAAAGUUGCUCGGAAGUGCGGCGUCUCUACGUGUCAAAAGGCUUCAACAAGAACGAUGCCCCUAUGCAUGAGAUCAACGGUGAUCAUUUGAAGAUCUGUCCCCAGGGUUAUACCUGCUGCUCUCAAGAGAUGGAGGAGAAGUACAGCCUGCAAAGUAAAGAUGAGUUCAAAAGUGUGGUCACCGAACAGUGCAAUCAUUUGCAAGCCGUAUUUGCUUCCCGUUAUAAGAAGUUUGAUGAAUUCUUUAAAGAACUACUUGAAAAUGCAGAAAAAUCCUUGAAUGACAUGUUUGUGAAGACAUAUGGCCACUUAUACAUGCAAAAUUCUGAGCUAUUUAAAGAUCUCUUCAAAGAGUUGAAGCGCUACUAUGUGGUGGGAAAUGUGAACCUGGAAGAAAUGCUAAAUGAUUUCUGGGCUCGCCUUUUGGAGCGGAUGUUCCGCCUGGUGAACUCGGAGUACCACUUCACAGAUGAGUAUCUGGAAUGUGUGAGCAAGUAUACGGAGCAGCUGAAGCCCUUUGGAGAUGUCCCUCGGAAACUGAAACUACAAAUUACUCGUGCAUUUGUAGCAGCCCGUACUUUUGCUCAAGGCUUAGCAGUUGCAAGAGAUGUAGUAAGCAAAGUCUCUGUGGUAACACCCACAGCCCAGUGUACCCAAGCCUUGUUGAAGAUGAUUUACUGCUCCCACUGCCAGGGGCUAGUGACUGUGAAGCCAUGUUACAACUACUGCUCGAACAUCAUGAGAGGCUGUUUGGCCAACCAAGGAGAUCUUGAUUCUGAGUGGAACAAUUUCAUAGAUGCAAUGCUAAUGGUGGCGGAGAGGCUAGAGGGCCCUUUCAACAUUGAAUCAGUCAUGGAUCCCAUCGAUGUGAAGAUUUCUGAUGCCAUUAUGAACAUGCAGGACAAUAGUAUACAAGUGUCUCAGAAGGUUUUUCAGGGAUGUGGACCCCCAAAGCCCCUCCCAGCUGGACGCAUUUCCCGUUCCAUCUCUGAAAGUGCCUUUAGUGCUCGCUUCAGACCAUAUCACCCUGAGGAACGCCCAACCACAGCAGCUGGCACUAGUUUGGACCAACUGGUUACUGAUGUCAAGGAGAAACUGAAGCAGGCCAAGAAGUUCUGGUCCUCUCUACCAAGCAAUGUUUGCAAUGAUGAGAGGAUGGCUGCGGGAAAUGGCAAUGAGGAUGACUGCUGGAAUGGAAAAGGCAAAAGCAGGUACCUAUUUGCAGUGACAGGAAAUGGAUUAGCCAACCAGAUCAGUAAUCCGGAGGUCCAGGUUGACACCAGUAAACCGGACACAACGAUCCUUCGUCAAAUCAUGGCUUUGCGGGUUAUGACCAAUAAAAUGAAGAAUGCUUACAAUGGGAAUGAUGUGGACUUCUUUGAUAUCAGCGAUGAAAGCAGUGGAGAAGGAAGUGGAAGCGGAUGUGAGUAUCAGCAGUGCCCUUCGGAGUUUGAGUCUAACACAACUGACCACUCUGGGAGGAAUGCCAAUGAUAAAGCCAACCACGCUGGUGCCCGUGUUGGAGCUCAGCCCUACCUCCUCACUGUCUUCUGCAUCUUGUUUCUGGUUAUGCAGAGAGAAUGGAGAUAAUUCUCAAUCUUAGAGAAAAUGUGUUCAUCAUCAGAAAGUUAAAAGGCACCAGUUAUCACUUUUAUACCAUCCUAGUGACUUUGCUUUUCAAAUGAAUGGACAACAAUGUACAGUUUUUACUAUGUGGCCACUGGUUUAAAAAAUUCUGACCUUGUUCUUUCAUUCAGUUUUGCGGGAAAAAGGGACUUGUACAUAAAGUAAGUUCCUGAUUCCCCAGAAUCAUGUUAAACGUGGCUAGCGGUGUAGGUACAGAACUGUAGUUAGUUGUGCAUUUGUGAUUUUAUCACUCUCUUGUUUUUCUUUAUUGUUUGUUUUUGUUUGUGGGUUUUUUUCUUCAAUUAUGAUCUCACCUUGUUUCUUACAAGAAAACCAGGGUCCUUUCUUGGCAUGUAACAUGUACGUAUUUCUGAAAUAUUAAAUAGCUGUACAGAAGCAGGUUUUAUUUAUCACGUUAUCUUAUUAAAAGAAAAAGCCCAACAAGCAGUAAAAUUUCCAUGUAUCCCUGUUGUUUUAGUUGCCUUAUCUGGAGAGAAGAGGAGAUGAUUUUGUUUGUUAUUAUUAAGUUAGGACAGAAUGUGAAGGCACAAAGGGGUUUCUAAUCCACUUGUCAGGUUGUAUUCAAGCAUCAGUAUAAGAAGAAUGUUAUAUUUCACUUAUAGCUGGUGACUGGAAGAGACUGCAGACUACCCAUCUCGGUUGAGUUGAAUUGCAUAAACUUAAGAUCACAUAUAGGUUCACUUGAACCACCUAAAAUGUAACCCAUUUAAAAGAUUCUUGAUACAUUUUCCCUAGAAAUAUAUAAGGCCAUAUAAGGUGUUUGAGUUAUCACAUAUUCUCACAUUGUUUAGGGGUGGGUUUUCUUUUGUUUUUUAUCCAGUCAAGUUAACAAGUCACCGUGUGCUGAUCUUCGUGGCCACACGUGACCCUCUUUGAAUUGAUACCCCAAUGGCAGAAAUAAGUGACUAACAUCUCAUUUGGUACCCCUUGUUACAGUGUUCCAGAUUUCAAACCCAGCCACAGAGAGGGAGCUGUCUGGGGGAUAGAACUGGGGUGGGUAUACAGCCUGUGCUCAGGGAAUAGCAUUAACACUUAAGCAAAGUUUUUGUCUGUGCAUUGUGUUUACAUUCAUUUUGGGAUCCCAGUUUUUUAAAGGAAAUUCUAAGGUGUCUUACGUGUUUUUCUUGCUCAGCACCCUGUGAUCAGAAAGGCAACCGACUUUCAGUGGUUCAUAGCUGUGUGCUACCCCAUCAACCAAAAAACUCACUUCGGGGGAGAUCUAGGUGUCCAGAUUUUUUAAUGUUUUCUUGUUUUUUUGGGGGGGGGGGUAGUGAAGAGAGUAAAGCUGAGAAGACUACAUCUUAGCGGUGACCCUUAGCCAUGUGGGUGAACUGGCUUAGGCCUAUAUGUUGUCCCAGGCCAAAGACUAACAGCUGGCUUGGCCCCUUAGGAACCUUUUUCUUGUGUCCUUACCAAAUGACAGCUCAUAAAACUAUGAGAAUGUAACAAAUCACUUUGAAAGGAGUUCCCAAAAGUCCUCAGAAAGAAGAAAAUUCUGCAAGUCCCUUCCUGCUUUAGACAGCCAUUAAGAUCCCAACAAAUUCUACAGAAGUUAAAACCCACAGAGAGGUUGUUCGUGUUAUUGUUCAAUCUUCAGUUGUAAGAGUAAUUCUCUAUUUUUAUAUUGAAACAUAAUUACUUGAUAGCUCAGGGUCUACAUUUCAUUCAACUUUUUACACCAAAUUCUGCAGAAUGGUCAAAAUGGAAUAUUGGGGGCUGUUGUAAACAGAGGCUUAAUUUUAUUAGAAGUAGUCAGUUAUUUAUUAAAGCAUGAUGUUAAUAAAAUAGGCAUAUUCUGGCUGGUGUGUAUAAGUGGUUUUUUUUAAAACAAUUCACAGAAGACAAAAUUGAAAAGGCACUCCAUUUAUGUAUGAGGAAAAAUGGAUUGUAAAUAGCUAAGCUGCCUUGUGAGAACUUGGAAAAUGUGCUGAUACUUAGUAACUACCUCAGUUGUGAGGAAUUUCCUUUUUAGCUUAGACUGCUAUUACUUUUACUUGGUAGAAAUGAAUCUGGUCUCCAAAAUGUGGCUCAAAGAGUUAUCCCCAUAGACCUUGUUAGAUUGUUUUUAAUUUAAAACCUUGAACUCUGCCCAGCUGUUUUCUUUCAGUCAAGUUCUCUAAACCAAUAACAUUUUCCGAAUUAAAUGUUCUUGAAGGUUCUUCUGGACUCUUACUGAUUUGUUUUCUUUCUUUGUAUUUUUUCUGUUACUCUUUUAUUAUUUAAAUUGUCUCUUGCUUUUGAACUUGAACUAUGAAAUAAACAAAUCGUAGAUUUUU
Messenger RNA from Myotis lucifugus (little brown bat), 4187 nucleotides. It is a transcript of the gene GPC4, whose product is annotated as glypican 4. Gene Ontology annotation, biological process: regulation of protein localization to membrane; cell migration; regulation of signal transduction. Bases 184 to 1854 code for a protein of 556 amino acids. Gene Ontology annotation, cellular component: synapse; cell surface; extracellular region. NCBI's taxonomy places the organism in Eukaryota, Metazoa, Chordata, Mammalia, Chiroptera, Vespertilionidae. The record is from RefSeq and is a predicted model, not a curated record. The transcript is spliced from 9 exons.